Messenger RNA from Cyphellophora attinorum, 828 nucleotides. RefSeq lists its product as uncharacterized. The coding region runs from base 1 to 828 and encodes 275 amino acids. Lineage: Eukaryota; Fungi; Ascomycota; Eurotiomycetes; Chaetothyriales; Cyphellophoraceae. The record is from RefSeq and is a predicted model, not a curated record. The transcript has 3 exons.
AUGGCUACACGUCAACACACAACCCCUGACAUCCUCGAGCUACUCAAGAAUCGCACCACGUACACCCAGUUCGCUCAGGGCUUCAAAGACCUGCGAAGCGUCGCGUUCAACACCGCAGUAUCGGCUCAGACCCAGAUCAGAGCUCAGGCGGAGCUCAAAAGUGCUGGACGAAGAGGCAUUGAGUGGUUCGCCAAAUUCCCAGCCGUGGCAUCUUCUUCGUCAGGUCGACUGGUUCUCCAAGACUGCAGGCCACAGCUUUUGAGGGAUAUGGCAAGCUUCAUUGACCUCAUGGAAGAGACGAAUGCGAUAAGUGAUGCCUACCUCAGGGAGCUGUAUCCGGGUGUGUUCAGCGGAAAGCGGCUGGGUGGGGCCAGCGGGGGUGGUAAUGACAGUAGCGGCGGCGAUAUCGGUGGUGGUGAUAAGGCUGGUGAUGCUAGUGGUAUCGAGGACCCUGGUCAAGAAGAUGCCGUAAGGGCAACGGGUGCAGACGAUGCGGAGGCAAUCUCGUGGUGGAACAGGACCUGCGACGCCGUGGAGAAAGAGUGGAAGCGACGACUUUGGACUCAAGACUUCGUCACGGAGGAGCGAGAGCAGGACCAGAGCCCUUGGACCUUCGGGGAAGUGGCCAUUUGCGUCACUCAGCUUGUAUCGUUCGUCAUCGCCUUAUCGCGUUCAUCUGGUUGGCACUUGCUCUCGCAGGAGGGCUUUGAGACGGGGAUGUUUUGUGGCAGAUCGCGUAUCAAUAUGUCUAAAUUUCCUCACACUGCAGCACUUGGGUAUUUGCUAAAUCUCGUGGAGGGGUGGUGUCAUUUGAUCCACGACUUUUGA